Messenger RNA from Acipenser ruthenus (sterlet), 3833 nucleotides. RefSeq names its product metabotropic glutamate receptor 3-like. Gene Ontology annotation, biological process: regulation of synaptic transmission, glutamatergic; G protein-coupled glutamate receptor signaling pathway. Gene Ontology annotation, molecular function: group II metabotropic glutamate receptor activity. Gene Ontology annotation, cellular component: membrane. The coding region runs from base 431 to 3115 and encodes 894 amino acids. The record is from RefSeq and is a predicted model, not a curated record. The transcript has 8 exons. Lineage: Eukaryota; Metazoa; Chordata; Actinopteri; Acipenseriformes; Acipenseridae.
GGAUGCCUUUCUCACUUUCCUCUCUAUCCGCUGUGAAGCUCAGAGGGAGCAGAGCUCUGAUUUACGCGCCUGCCUCAGCACGGGUUUCAAAAUGAAACUGAAUAUACAGAAUAUACAGAAUAUAACUGAAUAAUAUGAAUAUACAGAAUAAAAGAACAAAUAAGAAAAAGUACAGCUUGUGGAUAAAAAAGAAGCAAAGACAAGAAGCAAGGAUGUAUUAUACUGAGAUAUUCUAAUGUCAGUGAUUCUGUAUCAUAGAACAAUUUCUGGGUGUAACCUGCUUUGGAUUGGAAAGAUUUUUAAAAAAAGGAACUGGGAGAAUCGCUCUGCAUAAGAACAUAAAAAAAGAGCAUGUGGAUUCUGGAAGAAACCUGUCUGGCCUACUUGUAUAUGCUCAGUUGGACUACACUUUCGUUUGACUUUCCAAUGCAUGACAAAAAGAUACAGUUCUUCUUCUGAUGCCCUUCCAGGUCCAAUGAAAAUGUCAACCAACCUCCAAACGCUUUCUUUGAUUGUAUUCUCAAGAGCCAUUCUGCUUUCACUAAGUGACUCAAACUAUGUUAGAAAGGAAAUCAAGAUAGAGGGAGACCUUGUUUUGGGUGGUCUGUUUCCCAUCCAUGAAAAAGGUGCAGGGAUGGAUGAAUGCGGACGAAUAAAUGAAGACAGAGGGAUUCAGCGUUUAGAGGCAAUGUUAUUUGCCAUUGAUGAAAUCAACAGAAACUCAUACUUACUCCCUGGGGUUGUGCUUGGUGUACACAUUCUGGACACAUGUUCACGGGAUACAUAUGCUUUGGAGCAGUCACUGGAAUUUGUCAGGGCAUCACUGACCAAAGUAGAUGAAACAGAGUACAUCUGCCCUGAUGGGUCAUACGCAAUCCAAGACAACAGCCCCUUAGUCAUAGCGGGUGUGAUUGGGGGAUCCUACAGCAGUGUUUCUAUACAGGUUGCCAACUUAUUGAGAUUGUUCCAGAUCCCUCAGAUAAGCUAUGCCUCUACUAGUGCAAAACUGAGUGAUAAAUCCAGGUAUGACUACUUUGCGAGGACAGUUCCACCUGAUUUUUACCAGGCCAAGGCAAUGGCUGAGAUCCUGAGGUUGUUCAAUUGGACAUAUGUCUCCACAGUGGCCUCUGAAGGUGAUUAUGGAGAGACGGGGAUUGAAGCUUUUGAACAAGAAGCAAGGCUUCGAAACAUCUGUAUUGCCACUUCAGAAAAAGUUGGUAGGUCCAAUGUUAAAAAGUCCUAUGAUACCGUAAUUCGAGAACUGCUGCAGAAACCUACCGCAAAAGUGGUUGUACUCUUCAUGCGCAGUGAUGAUGCAAAGGAGUUACUGGCUGCUGCCAAUAGGCUUAAUGCAUCCUUCACAUGGAUUGCCAGUGACGGAUGGGGAGCUCAGGAAAGCAUUGUCAAGGGCAAUGAGAAUGUGGCAAAUGGGGCAAUAACCUUAGAACUUGCCGCCAAUCCUGUUAAGGAAUUUGACAGAUAUUUUCAAACUCUUCACCCUAUGAACAACUUGCGUAACCCUUGGUUCAAGGAUUUCUGGGAACAGAAAUUUCAGUGUGCUUUACAAAACGGAAAUGGUCAGUUGAAAGCUUGUGAAAAACACAUGUCAAUCGACAGCACAAAUUAUGAACAGGAAUCGAAAAUCAUGUUUGUUAUCAAUGCUGUGUAUGCGAUGGCUCAUGCCUUACACAAGUUGCAGCGGACCUUGUGCUCCAAUACCACUAAGCUGUGUGAUGCCAUGAAACCCCUCGACGGGAAGAAACUAUACAAGGAUUACUUACUAAAAAUCAACUUCAGCGCCCCUUACUGGCCUCCUGAUGCAGACAACAUUGUGAAGUUUGACGCUUAUGGAGAUGGAAUUGGCCGCUAUAAUAUAUUUAAUUUCCAGAAAACUUCUGGAAAAUACUCCUAUGUAAAGGUUGGCCACUGGGCAGAGACCCUGUCCCUAGAAAAUGAACUGAUUCACUGGCCCAGAUACUCAGUCCCCACCUCCCAGUGCAGUGAGCCAUGUGCCAGAAACGAGAUGAAGAACAUGCAGGCAGGGGACUACUGCUGUUGGAUUUGUAUUCCCUGUGAGGCUUAUGAAUACCUAGCUGAUGAGUUCACGUGCAUGGCCUGCAACCCAGGCCAGUGGCCCUCCGAAGAUCUGAGAGGCUGCUAUGAUCUCCCUGAAGACUCUAUCAUGUGGGAGGAUGUCUGGGCCAUUGGACCCAUCAGCAUUGCCUGCGUUGGCUUCAUCUGCACCUUUAUGGUUUUGGCAGUCUUCAUCAAACAUGAUGACACACCACUGGUUAAAGCCUCAGGCCGUGAACUUUGCUACAUUUUACUAUUUGGUGUUUUUAUGUCCUACUGCAUGACUUUCUUCUUCAUCGCUAAGCCUUCUCCUGUGAUCUGCACCUUGCGUCGCCUAGGCCUUGGAACCUCCUUUGCUGUGUGCUAUUCGGCUCUUCUCACGAAAACAAAUCGCAUUGCCAGGAUAUUCAAUGGUGUGAAGGAGGGGACCCAGCGGCCCAAGUUUAUCAGUCCUAGUUCUCAAGUUUUUAUCUGCAUGAGCCUGAUCUCAGUCCAGAUUGUGUUGGUGUCUGUAUGGCUCAUGUUGGAAAUUCCUGGCACUAGAAGGUUUACUCUGCCUGAAAAGAGGGAGACUGUUAUAUUGAAAUGUAAUGUCAGAGACUCCAGUAUGUUAAUUUCAUUGACAUAUGACGUAGUGCUGGUAAUCCUGUGUACUGUGUAUGCCUUUAAGACCAGGAAGUGUCCUGAAAACUUUAAUGAGGCCAAAUUCAUUGGCUUUACAAUGUACACCACCUGCAUCAUCUGGCUGGCUUUCCUUCCUAUCUUUUAUGUGACCUCUAGUGAUUACAGGGUCCAGACCACUACCAUGUGCAUCUCUGUCAGCCUGAGUGGGUUUGUCGUCCUGGGCUGCAUGUUUGCUCCAAAGGUGCACAUCAUCAUGUUUCAGCCACAAAAGAACGUAACCAGUCAUAGACUACAUCUGAACAGAUUCAGUGUUAGUGGUACAGCCACCACAUACUCACAUUCAACUGUGAGUACUCAUUACGUCCCAACCAUCUGUAACGGGAGAGAAAUCGUGGACUCCACCACAUCAUCUCUGUGAGUACAUUACGUCCCAACCAUCUACAACGGGAGAGAAAUUGAGGACUCCACCACAUCAUCUCUGUGACUCGCAUUAAUCUGCCUGAUCUCACUUUCAAACUGUUAAGACUGUUAGAAAACAUAUGCACAGAUUGUGAAUUUCAAGCGGACUAGUAUCAUUUAUGUAGAAGUUGUGUAUUAAAUUAUUUAAAGUGGUGUACAUAUAACUGACAUUGUUGUAGAAACCUGUAUAGAAUGUUUUUAGCAUUUUAUGUUUUUGAUAGUUUUAUUAUACUGUGUAAAUAACCAUGAGUUGCUUUGUCAGUUUUACUUCGCGUUAAAGGAAUGAUCUAUUGCAAUUAGUUUUCCUCCCCUCUAAUUUUUUUAAUUUUUUUGUAAGCUUCCUUGAUGUAAUUGAUUUAGCAUUAUGUACAUGAGGUUCAUUACCAUAAAUUGGUAGUUUAAACAGCACAAAAUGACAGUAUUACAGAAAUAUACUAUUAAUAAAGAUUGAAUAGAUUAGUAUUCAACUAACAUGAUUUUUAAAAAAUAGGCUUUUUGUGUGAAAUAUUUUUUUUGCUACUUCAUGCUGAAUUUUAGUUGAUGCUUACAAGGUUCUAUAAACUUAUAAUUAAUAACCACAGGUAACAGUUUCAAGUGUAAAUGAAUCUCUAAUAAACACGUAAUCAUAAACUACAUAAGAAACUAAAUUACACAUGAUUAAUAAAAUGUGCAUUGUA